Molecule: messenger RNA, 841 nt
Organism: Pollicipes pollicipes
Lineage: Eukaryota; Metazoa; Arthropoda; Thecostraca; Pollicipedomorpha; Pollicipedidae
Exons: 6
Coding region: 239-841 (200 amino acids)
Source: RefSeq, a predicted model, not a curated record
UUCCUGAAGAAACAGGUCACCGACGAGUCUCUUGAUCAGUGGCAGGACCAGGCGUACGAAAUCCUAAACGCCAUGAGUGCCAUGUUCACCACGCACUGCAAAAAGCUAUCGCAAAUUGUACCUAGAUCUGGAGAACGCGUGGUACGAACAGCUGGACCAGGUUGGCGAUGAUCUGGUUAGCAGAGAGGUGACCGAUGGCGACACCUGGGAAACUCUGGCGGACGGGCACACCUCCGUCAUGUUCGGACCCAUCCGUAAGAAGGUGGAGGAUAACAUGCGGAAAUCGGAGAAAUGCUGGGAGGCGGUGGUCAAGACGGCGCCGGGCCAAGUGGACCACCUGUACAACUACAUCGCCUCCUCCUGUGAGGUGUUCUCUCUGCAUCUGGGCGAGCGCGAGCGGUACGCCAAAAAGCUGGAGCUUCAGCUACAGGCGGUGGACACACAGCAGGCCGGCAAGGAGGCGCAGCUAGAGCAGAAGAUCAACAAGGCCGUCAUCAGCAUGCUGGAGGAGUCCAAAGUGAACAAGGUGCACCAGAUCCAGCAGACGCUGGCGCGCACCAUGCAGGGAUUCCUGCCCACUUACGAGCAGUUCCAGGAGCGGCGCCUGCUGCUUCUGCUCGCCUACAGUGAGAGGCUCGAGGCCGAGACAAGCCUGGCGCUGGCCAACGUAUCCGAGAAGCUGGAGGGCACGGUGACGUCGGCCGAGCCGCCGCCGGAGGAGCCUCCCGAGGGGCUGCCACCGGCUGCUGGCCCCCUGUCGCCGGGUGAGUUGGGCACAUGCCAGCUCCAGGGUGAUGAUGAGCGACGAUGGGGCGUUGAGGUGAUCAGCUGUGCUGUCUAA